AUGAAGAAAGCUGAUACUGCUAAAAAAAGCAAGAAUAAGAAAAAUAAAGAUCCUAAAAGCCCAAAAAAGCACGAAGUGGCCCGUUCUGGCCCAGUCACAGGUUUAAGGUCUCAGGCUAAAGACUUUAUUGAUAAGCAUGUCCAAUCCACAAAGCUACAAAGGUGCUGCCGUUCGAUUGCGUCAGGGACGAUGACUGCAAAAAGGUUUGCAAGCUGGGAGGAAUUUGUAUCAAUAAACAUUGUAUUUGCGCUGACGAUGAAGCCACCGUUUUGCCUUCACAGCCCAAGAAGUGUGUAA
This is a messenger RNA of Dovyalis caffra, 297 nucleotides long. The record is from the annotation of a GenBank genome assembly. Lineage: Eukaryota; Viridiplantae; Streptophyta; Magnoliopsida; Malpighiales; Salicaceae.